Messenger RNA from Delphinapterus leucas (beluga whale), 7510 nucleotides. The record is from RefSeq and is a predicted model, not a curated record. NCBI's taxonomy places the organism in Eukaryota, Metazoa, Chordata, Mammalia, Artiodactyla, Monodontidae.
GCGGGGUUAUCCACGCUUCCGGUUCCGGGGCGCGGUUAGCCGGGGGGCGACCUCUCUAGGCUGCCGGGCGGACGUCGCCUGCGUCUCGCAGCCGCCACCCUCCCCAGGAAGCGGAAACAGUAGGCGCAUGGGCAGUGGCUUGCAGCCUCGCGGGGCGGGGCCCGAGCCCUUCUGUACGUCUGGUCGGACAGCUGCGGCCCUCCGGUUGACCCUUCAGCCGCAGCGCUGUCCGGCUGGCGGCCCCGGGGAGAGUCAGCGGCCGCAGCGGACCGGGCCCCCCCACCGAGCACGUUCCCCCUCCUCAGGACCCCCGGCCUUCCGCGGGAAGACAGGUCCUGUUAGAGGGUAACCCCCGCGGUGCCGGCGUGAGCCCCGCCCGACUUCUCUGGGACGCCGACCCUCCCGCCGGCCCCCUUUGAAAGGAUCGGCCCAGUGCGGACUGGGGGGCCCAGUUCUUGUGCCCAUUUAACAGGAGAGCGCGGGAGGCACUCUGCGUCCCCGGGCCUCAGUGACCGAACCACCCGGGGCCCUGAGAAUCGAGUCCUGGGUGGCCUUGUGUGGCUGCGGUAACGCGUGGGACCCGGAGCCCCGCCAGAACCUGUGCCAGGUGGGGUCCGCCGUGGGAAGGCUGCCCAGCCCCUGCCCAGGGGGAGAGCUGUCCUCAUAAAAAGUGUUGCACUGUUUCCCGACCGAAUUUUCCACCCAGCCCAUCAAUAAGGUCAUUAUGCACCGUGGAUGCCGCACUGAGGCUGGCUUUCCGCUCCCACGGCCCCCUCUCUGGCCCUGGGGGAGGGGGAGGCAGAGCAGGGCGGUGGGGCGGCCAGGGAAGGCCGCGGGGGGCAGAGGGUGCUGCCACCGGGACAGCAUCAAGACAGCCCUGACCACGGGGCCUGGAGGUGUCGUGUGCACCUCACAUCUGCCUUGGGGAACACUGGGGGGCACGUGAGGAUGGCACACAGGUGGGGUUCUGGAAAAGGGAGGGCUGGGCAGCUGGGCAGGCCGACACACUACCCUUCCUGGUGAGUGGGGCUGGGGGUGCCCACACAGGCUGUGCCAUUGCCGGCUUGGCUGUGAGGCUGGUGGUGCUCGUCAGCCAGGACCCAUCUGGAGGGGCCGUCGCUGGGCAGAGUACAGGGCUCCGUGCAGCAGAGCUGCGGUUCAGACCCCAAGUUCUCACCCCUGACCACGACCCUGACUGCCUCUCGGAAUAGACCACCGGUCAACGGGGUAACUGACCACGUGGCGAUUGACGGUGGACUCCAAGCCCUGACGGGUGUAGCCGUGGCCACUGGCAGAGGGCGGGAGGGCGGCCACGCUCACCCCCGAGUCUGGCCCACCCAGGGCACCUCAGGCAGGAUCUGAGCGGCCACUGCAGGGCUGGCCCCUGGCCCAGGGGAGAAGCAGAAGGAGUGCCCGUCGUCCCUCGGCCCAGCACCAGCACGAGUCGGCCCGUGGGAGCCAGCCUGCUACGUCUCUGGCCCCCAGUGUCCCCCGGCGCUGGCCCGCCCUCCUCCUGGGGAGGCUGGCAGUCCCCAGGCCCCGCCUCCUGCUGCCACGCUCAGGAAAUAGCGCAGCCUGCCCUUCACUCCCCCGCCUUCCCCCCAACCCGGGCUCUGCCAUCCCCACACAGGGUGGGCCCAGCUGUUUCUAGCUCACGGAGAGUUCUACAAGGGAGGCCACCCUGAGGUACCAGAGUGUUUCAAGCGCAGGUGUGGGGCAGACCCACGGCCGGACCCUGAGCCCCACACGGGCAGCGUCACGCACUCUGCCCACCGCAGCCAGCCAGAGCCCCUCUGUGGUGGCAGGAGCCCCUGCCUGCCACUGCGGUCAAUGCCCGGGGGAUGGAGAGUUUCUGCGGUUGCACUGAGGAGGCCCCUUACCCUCUAGCGGGCAUGAACUCCAGAUGGUCCAGCUCCAGGGCGGGGAGGAUGCCCCCACCUGCCCACCCCCCCAGGAAUACCGCACACACGUGCAGAGCCCAUGAGCUCAGACUUCACGUCUGUUGCACUGGAAUUCCCCCAGGGCCAACUCUGAGCUGUCCCUGAGGGUGGAGGUGGAGCCCAGGCACCCGCAGUCUGCAGGGCAGCCCCGGCCUGCAAAGGGACGCCUUGGUGCCUCUAGGCCCAGCCUCGGUGAAGGCCACCACUUGAAGGCUAGGGCCAGCUGUCCUUCUGGGGAGAGGGCGGGGGACGGGGGCCCUCCGCCUUUCCCUUCUCUAAUCCUUUCAACAUACAGCCGUCAAGGGAGCUGGGGAAGCCCUGUCCCACCCCAGACACCACCUACUGCUCCUCCGGGGACCGGAGGGGCCUGGUGAGGCAGGCGAGGGCACGGGCCCAGAAGGGAGGAGGGGGCUGCUGGCCUCGCUGCCACUGGACGCAGUCUCUGUGUCUCUGCCCUCCCAAAGGCAGGCUCUGGGGUGGCCGCCUCAGGAGGAGGAAGGAGGGGCUCUGACACUGGCCCAGUGACAUCAGUUGGUCUCACCUCUGAGCCUCGAGGAAACUUAAUCCCACUUUGUACCUGAGGAAACGGGCUCAGAGAGGUUGAGUAACUUGGGCAACGUCAUACAGUCGAUGAGUGGCAAAGCUGUGAUUCGCACUCACGCCCAGAUGAGUCCAGGGCCAGCUCUUCCUCAAGCGUGACUUCCCUCUCCCAGGGGUCUCCUGUGGCCAUCUGCCUCCUUCCAAAGCCACGAGGCUGGUGACCUCACACCUCCUCAGAGCCAAGGCCCCACCAGAAGGGUCUGGUGGAGGUGGGGGCUUCCUCCCUCCUCUCAGCCCGUGUCCUCAGCACCAAUUUGGGGUGGGGUGUCAGGAACCCAGAGCCUGUGUUGGGAGGGGCAGAGGGCCUGAGCCGACCCCUCAAGCCUGGGACCAGGCUGAGGGUCCGGUCACUUGGGAUGACGAGGCCUCUGAGUCAUCCUAGAGCCAUGUUGGGUCCCCCGGCAUGUCACCCUGGGGCUGUUCUGCCUCCAGCACACUGGCUGGCCUCAUGCAACCACACUGAGGCCGAGGGUUUCAGCAUCCGAGAUGGUGUGUCCCUAGGGUGUGGUGCCAUCUUUGUGGGUGGUGCGUGGUCUUAGUAUCUCCUGGGAGGCUGAGCUGUGGGCGCCAUCUCCCACCUGGGCCCCAGCUCCUUCCCACAGUCCCCGCCUGUCCCAGGGGCUGGGCAGCCAGCCCUGGCAGACCCCUGUGUUCUGGGAAUGAAGGCCCCUGCCCAGCGACCCUUGGCCACAAACACCUGUGGUCAGAGGCCUGGCAGGUGGAGGUGAGCAGGCAUCCUUGCAGGCCAGGCUGGAGGAGAGUGGACAGGGCAGGGGGCAUGCAGGGUCUGCUGCAGCGGGGUCCCUCCUCGCCCUCCAGAAACCUCGGGCCCCUCACCCCAGCCAGGGCCAGGGCCCCAAGCCUGGCGCGAGGAACCGGGGCAGGAAAGCUUCCCACCGGGGAAAGACGCCGGUGCCUGCAGCCAAAGGCUUCCCCUUCCAGGACCAGAGCAGGUGUGACUGCCCCCAGCUGGGUCCCUCCCCACCGCCACGUCCCACGCCCAGCCUGUUAUAAAUAGGAGGCUGCCUGGCCAGCAUUGGGCCACGGCCUGCUUUGUCACCUGCUAGAACCGCCACCAGCACCGCCACUGUCGCAGCCACCCAGCACGGGAGGUUGGAGGCACCCACACAGUGAGGCUCCAGCCUCAAGGUCCCAGGGGUGCCCGAGGUGGCCUGUGACCGGGGCAGUUGGGGCAGGCCACCUCUCCGGGUCUCCCCUGCCUGAAGCGGAGGGGCCACGUCCCACGUGAGAGGGCAGGGGCUCCUGUCCACACCUUCAUCACGCCACCCCCACUGACAGAGGGCUUGCUGUGUGUGAGAGGAGUGUGUGUUCGUGCAAGUGUGUGUGUGUGCGUGUGCUGCGUGAAGGGGCCAUGCACCCCUGUUCCUGCUGCAGCUGAGGCGUCAGGGACCAGCGGUGCCCACACUCACCCCAGCGCAUCCGCCCCAGUGUCAGGACCCCGCUCCCCGUCUCAGGAAACCCUGGAGGUGCCUGGGUCUCCAGAGCCACCCUCCUCCUGCCCCGCCAGCUCCAGCUGGGGUGGGAGGCGGCCAGUACGGAGUCCCAUAGAACCUUCUGGAGCCCCUUUUGCCUCGCCAGUAUCACAGGGCUGAGGGUCCUGCCUUCCCUGUGAGGGCUCAGUGUGAUCACGGGACACACGUGUGGGCAGCGCUCUGUCCCGUGUGGGACCCGCCAUCAGCACCCCGUGCUGGCAUGUGCCCCUGGCCAGGCCACCUCCACAAACCCGAGGCCUGGGCCCCACACAGCUGGCAGGCGCUAGGGUGCCUGCACGUACCAGCUGAAUGCACCAGGCCCUUCCUCUGGCUCAGCGCCCUCCCCAAGCGCCAGCCCAGGCCCCAUUGGCUGGAGGGCCAGAACCCAGGGGGCUGCACCCCAAGUGUGAGAGGCCUAACAAUUCAGACCAAGAUGGGGACAUUGUGGGAAGUCCGCAGUAGGCCCGGGCAGUGACUCAGUGCGUGUCCUGGACCGGCAGGCCUGACCUGGUCAGGGCUCCACGGCCCUGCGCACUGGGGGACCUGGGUCCUGGGACGCUGGAGCCUCCGGGUGGGAAUGGGGGCCAGGCAGGCCUCGGGCCCACCUCCUUGCGGCCCUCAGAUCCCCACCACGUCUGGCCCAUCAGCCUGCUGCCUACUUUUCCGGAAGCCCGAGGCCCACGAAUGGACCAUCCCUGGGGACUCAGCUCGGUGGACGACGCCCCACCCCAGGCCAGCAGCGCCCACCAGUCUACAGGUCUGACCCCUGGCCCAGAUGUGGCCAGACCUGCCUGGCUCCAUCGGCCCCAGUCAAAGUGGCCAUGCUGGCCGCUGAGGGUUGGUGGAGGCCGUUGAGGCCCAGAGUCCCGUCAAUCCUCAGCACUGGGCUCUAGGCCCACCCUGAGCAGGUCACCUGGCUGCCCCUCACCAGAGGCCCCUGGCCCACUUGGCAGAUGGCAGCAGAGACCCACCCAGCCUCGAGCCUGCCUGCAGACAAGGCCAGGCGUGGCCUGAACACCAUGUCCCCUGCUGUCCCUGCCCCACCGCCCAGGCUCGGCUCUGGCCAUGACAAGACACACCCGCGGAGGCCGCCUGGUUCCCUGCCGGUCAUCACAGGGGAGGGCCGCAGCGUCGGUCCCAAGUAUGGACCAGCUUCUGAUGGAGCCUCUCUUGGGCAUCAGCAGGCCGAGCUGGGCCACUGGAGGCUGAGGGACGCGACGGUCCCGGGAGUUCCCAGGGACAGAGAAUGGAAGUCGAUGGCAUGGCCCCGGGUGGGGACACCUGGGUGGGGUCAGACCGGACGGUGGGCUGGGACCCCACUGAGGCUCGCUUCUGGGAUUCAGGUUGGAGCCGUGGCCCAAGCAGCUGGUGGGGGGCCGGGGACCCGAACGUGCCCCCAGCUGCUGCCGUCGCCACCACCGCCCCCGCCCGAGGAGGGGCGUGGGGAGAGGCUGGUGGAGCUGCGCGCCUCGUUGAGGGAGCUGGUCGCCACCUUCCGCACCAACAGCACCAUCCACAGCGCCAUCCGCCUUGUGUGCUCCAGCCAGAACUGCCUCAAGACUGCGUCCUGGGGGCUGCGGCUCGCGCGGGCCCUGGGCGUGCUCUGCUGGCAGCUCGGACUCCUCUUCGGGCAGUACUGGCUCUACCCGGUCAUCACGACGGUGUCUGUAUACUCGGAGCGCAGCGCACGCAAGCUCUUCCUGUCGGUCACCCUGUGCGACAUGAACCCGCACCGGCCACACCCAGCCCGCGGCCCCCUGCGGGCGCUGGGCAACUUUGCCCGGCAGAACAUCUACUCCCUGUGUGGGUUCAACUUCAGCGACAGCGUGGACGCCCCGGGGGCCGAGUGUAACAGCACCAGUGGCGACUGCACCCAACAGGCCUACUCCUCCGGCGUGGUGGCCACCCGGGAGUGGUACCACUUGCACCGCGUGAACGUUCUGGGCCUGCUGCCCACGAGGACGGCCACCACAGCCGCGGCAGACACUGUCUUCUCCUGCCGCUACGACGGCCAGGACCGCCAGGCCCAAGAUAAGGCAGCUGUGGUCCCCUCCCUGCAACCCCGGGGCUGCACACAACAGGGUGAUGGGUCAGGGGUAUGUGCGGGUCUGAGCGUGGCCCCUGGUUCCAGACACUUCCAGACCUCGCACCACCCCAGCUAUGGCAGCUGCUACACCUUCAACGGUGUCUGGGCCGCGCAGCACCCCGACAUCGCCCACACUGAGUGCCAGCCUGGGCUGGGUGUGGGCGGGGUGUCCAGGCCGGCCUGGCCUCACCCCCGGCCUCCCCCAGGGGUCAGCCUGGCCUUCGGGGCGAAGCAGCGGGAUCACCUUCUGCUGCCCACGGAGGCCGGCAUCAAAGUCGUGAUCCACACGCGUGACCACACGCCCUUCCUGGAGCGCCGGGGGGCUUCAGCACGGCCAGGGACUGAGACCACCUCCGAGAGCUGGGCCGCCCAGCCUCAAGGCUCCUGGCCUCCGUGCCCAAACCUGGGGCCUCGGGAGCUCCAGGGCAGGGCGGCAGAACUGAACUGCACCCCCUCCCCCCAGGACAAGGGGCACCGGCUCGGGAGCCCCUGUGGGCACUGCACAGACAGCACGGGGGGCGUGGACGUGCAGCUGCUGUACACCGCCUCCUGCACCAGGCAGGCCUGCCUGGUCUCCUGCUUCUGGCCGCUGAUGGUGGAGACCCGCUCCUGCGGCUGCUUCUUCUAACCCCUGCCUACGGGGCCCGAGCACUGCAACAACGUGCGGCACCCGGCCUGGGGUCACUGCUUCCGCCGCCUCUGCAAGGACCUGGAGACCCACCGGCUUCCCUGCGCCUCCCGCUGCCCCCGGCCUUGCAGGGGAGUGGGGAGUGCCGGGGUGGGGUCCGCCCAGAGGCACCUCGCAGGGAUGAGCUCAACUACCGCACUGUGGACGAGGACACCCGUCUACUCGGGCGAGCCACCGGGCCGAGCGGCGGGGGUGGGGCAGGGCUGGCGCCCGGGGCGCGCCGCUCACCGCCCGCAACACCCAUAUGUGCCGCAGCUGCUUUCAGCCACGGGCAGCCUCUGGAGCCUGCGGUUCGGCUCUUGUGUCCUCUCAGUCGUGGAGAUGCUGGAGCUGCUGCUGGAUGCCGCGGCCCUCGCCCUGCUGCUGUGCUGCCGCCAGCUCCGUGGGGCUCGGGGCCAGCCCAGGGCAGCCACGGGGAUGCCCGCUCCGAGCCAGAGGCCGGCUGGUGGCCGGGUAGCUGCAGGCAUGACAUCGAACGCCCGGGGGCCCAGCUCCACCUCCCAUGAUGUUGCAGGGGCUCCGGCAGGGGUCUUGGCUGGAGGUCAGCCCGGUGUGGGCCCCGGAAACUCCUGACACCUGAACCAGCCUGCGAGUGGCCUGACCCUGGGAGCUGUGGCGGCAGUGGGCUCUCCCACUGUAGUGGCGGCAGUGGGCUCUCCCCAGGGCUGGCCAGUCCCGCCCCACAGGGCCCCCCCCCCCCGCC